GAUUGUGGCAUGUUUGGUUUUCUAUAUAUACAGGCAGGAUGAUGAAAAAAAGAAAAGCUUCAGGGUGAAUAAGCUCAAACACAAACCCACUAGUGGUGGAAAAUCUAACAACGGAACUGAAGAAACCAAUUGGCACAUGAGCGAAAUGAGAUGGAAAUCAGGUGAAUCUAAUUGACUCACUGGCGACAGCUGUCCGAGGAACGGAAAACUUUGGGGAAAUGUACUAACUUUAAGAAUAGGUAAACAAGAUCAACAGUACAAGGCUGAAACCAACAUGAAAGACUUCACAAAAACAAAGCAUGACACUGCGUGGCUCUCUGCUUCAUUGUCAUCAUCAUUAUCUCAGCAGCUGGGAGGAGUGAAAUGGAUUUUCUGAGAAAUCCUCAGUAUUGAUUCAACUCUUGGUUCGGCAGGUCGGUCCCGUGGAAGCAGCCUGACUUCUGAUCAAUUCCCCUUUUGGUGAUUUAGCCACAGAACUUCCUGGUUUUGUUGAAACAUUUUGUUGGCCAGAAUCACGUGAUGUCUCGAAAGCGAUACCAGUUUUAUUUCCAUUUAAAGUAACUUCAUUUAAUCGGUGUUUUGCGUUGAGUAUCAUUCUAUACAGGAGAAUAUGAAAGGCGACCAGGACACCAAGGAGAUUAGUCCGGAUUUGGGUAAAGAUGUUCGGAUCCAGGCUGACAUCCCAAACGAGUGCGGCUCGGCGCUCCAGACGCACCUCUACAAGAGGCGCUGGGUGAUUGUGCUCCUGUUCAGCGCUUAUUCCCUGAGCAACGCUUACCAAUGGAUCCAGUACGGAAUCAUCAGCAACAUCAUCAUGAAGUUCUACAACGUGGAUGGCUUCGCUGUAGAUUGGUUGUCCAUGGUCUACAUGCUCGCGUACAUCCCCUUUAUAUUCCCGGUUACCUGGCUGCUGGAGAAGUAUGGACUGCGCUGCACUGCGCUGGUGGCCAACGCGCUCAACUGCGCAGGGACGUGGAUAAAGGUGGCCAGCGCACGACCUGACCUGUUCUGGGUGACCCUGCUCGGACAGUCUGCCAGCGCCCUGGCUCAGGUCUUUAUCCUCGGGAUCCCCUCCAAUCUGGCCUCAGUCUGGUUCGGGCCAAAUGAGGUUUCCACCGCCUGCUCCAUUGGAGUUUUUGGGAAUCAGUUGGGUAUUGCCAUUGGGUUUCUGGUCCCACCCAUGCUUGUUCCUAAUGUAAAGGAUGUAGACGAGUUGGCGUAUCACAUCAGAUUCAUGUUCUACAUCAGUGCGGGUGUGGCCACCUUCAUCUUUGUACUUGUGGUCAUCGUGUUUCAGGAGAGACCAGAGAUCCCACCAACCCAGUCCCAAGCCCAAGCCAGGAUCUGCCGCUCCAGUGAUUACUCUUACAUGGCCUCCAUCUGGAGGCUGCUGUGCAACAAAGCCUUCAUGUUACUUGUAAUCAGCUAUGGGUUGAAUGUUGGCAGUUUCUACGCCAUUUCCACACUUUUAAACCGAAUGAUAAUUGAUCGCUACCCUGGUGAAGAGUUGAACGCUGGGAGGAUCGGUUUAACCAUUGUCAUUGCUGGAAUGGCAGGAUCUCUCAUCUGUGGCCUUUGGCUUGACAAGACCAAGACCUACAAACAAACCACCCUGAUGGUGUACAUCCUCUCUUUGGUUGGGAUGCUGGUUUACACCUUCACCCUGAACCUGGGGCACCUCUGGGUGGUGUUCAUCACCGCUGGAGUUCUAGGCUUCUUCAUGACCGGAUAUCUCCCUCUUGGAUUUGAGUUCGCAGUGGAGCUCACCUUCCCAGAAUCGGAGGGAACCUCGUCGGGUCUGCUCAACUUUUCAGCUCAGAUUUUUGGAAUCGCUUUCACCAUUGGACAAGGAAAGAUUAUCGAUAAAUGGGGAACUUUACCUGGAAAUGUAUUUCUGUGUAUUUUUUUGCUAAUAGGAACAGUAAUGACAGGAUUCAUCAAAUCUGACCUCCGGCGGCAGAAGACCAAUAAACAAGCUGAGGUGCAGCGACUGAGUAUGGCCACUGAUGUUCGAGAACGUAUCCUGAAAGAGAGGAAGUUCUAAGAUGAAAUGAUGUCUCCUCAGCAAACCACAAAGAGAAGAACCAAACUCUUAAGGGACAUGUUUGCAUGAGUGAACAUGCCAAAAUAACUACAAUGCAACAUGCUGCUAUGACUAGUGAGUAUAUGGAGACUCUGUGACCAUGAUGGAUAUCUAUCUUUGAUUCUUUAGUAUUAAGAACUGCUGCUCCUUUUUUACUGUACUGAUGUGCAGCAAAAAAUCACAUCAAUAUUUAAAAUGCAAUUUCUAAAUGAACCUUUAUACACGUUUGAAAUGCACUUUCAGAAAAUGCAUCACUUACAGUUGAGACAGCCUCUAAUUUUCUAACUCAAAUCUGUUAACAUUUCAACGGGUUUUUUAGUAACAGAUUUUCAUGACGUUUUAGAUAUUAAUUUAAAGAGUAAUAUUCAGUGUUUCCUGAUACUUGUGCUAUGUGUAACUGAACUUGAGUAUUUACUCUGGUGAAGGUACCUAUUUGAAUUCUGUGUUUUGUCAAAGUGAUCUUAAAUGUAGACCAUAACUGGGAUGUCCUAUCUUUACAUUGAGUAAGGUUCAUAUAUCACCCGUUUGCCAUCUAAGGAUCACCUGGUUGGUAUUCUGCCAAGUAUAAAUACUGAUUGAUGCCGUGCAUGAGGGUACACUCGGAGGUCAGUUUUCUCCUCAUUUUACAGGAAUAUGUCUGAAUCGUUUUUUUAAAACAUAUCUAGAAGAUGAAGAAUUUUGGCACUAAAAUAAGAAUAACAAUUUUUUUUUCUAGAAAUUGUCGAAUUUUAACUUGAAUGUAUGACACCAUUUUCUACAGCAGUUGGACUGUCAUUAUGGAACUUUAAAAGUCAGGCUGAAUAAAGAAGCCUGGCUGGGUGAAUAGACUGUUGAAUGAUGGAAAGAGAAAUAAAUGAAUAAAAUGAUGGGUGGAUGAAUAUUGAGUAGAGGAGUGGAUUGAGACUGAUUCAUAGAUCAAUGGAUGGUGGGUAGAAAAAUUGACUGAUGGGUUUAUUGAUUGAUGAAUUGGUACUAAUUUCUGAAAAUAGAAUAUCAAAUAGUGUGGAGAUGACUUUUAUUUCCUUUGUCCAUGGUUGUGGAAAAUGCAUACAUUCCAUUUUUUUGUGCUGGAAUAUUAGAUGAUUUUCACAUUUAAUUAGAUCAUUUUGUAGCUGUGAGAAAGUCACUGUAGAACCAUGUACUGUAAUACUGCCAAACAUUGACUACAAGCUUUUAGCGCUUUUGUAUGUUGCACAUUUAUAUUGGUGACAAUAAAUAUUUCUGGGCUGCUGUAA
Gambusia affinis (western mosquitofish) is the source of this 3318-nucleotide messenger RNA. RefSeq names its product FLVCR heme transporter 2a (gene flvcr2a). Lineage: Eukaryota; Metazoa; Chordata; Actinopteri; Cyprinodontiformes; Poeciliidae. Gene Ontology annotation, molecular function: heme binding; heme transmembrane transporter activity. Gene Ontology annotation, biological process: heme export; transmembrane transport. Bases 611 to 2044 code for a protein of 477 amino acids. The transcript has 10 exons. The record is from RefSeq and is a predicted model, not a curated record. Gene Ontology annotation, cellular component: membrane.